Molecule: messenger RNA, 663 nt
Organism: Sclerotinia sclerotiorum 1980 UF-70
Lineage: Eukaryota; Fungi; Ascomycota; Leotiomycetes; Helotiales; Sclerotiniaceae
Exons: 2
Coding region: 1-663 (220 amino acids)
Source: RefSeq, a predicted model, not a curated record
AUGAAUCUCACUACCUGCCUCCGCAAAUACAACCCCAACGUCUUCCGCCAACUAGACCCCUACUCCGACCCAAUCUACCUACAAUCACCGCACCGACCCCAAACAGCCCUCGCACACUCCCUAAUCAUCCCACGCACCCAUCCUUCCUACAACUCUACACACAUCUACAACGACUGCCAGUUCUGCGAAGAUGAUCCACGCACCGGUGCACACUACUGUCGUACUUGCAUCGAAGCACAAUACUAUGCCCUGCAAUCUCAAUCACAUUCCCAACCGCAAGUCCAAGAUAUGUACUACACCGUAUGCGAAUGUCCGCAUUGCGAUAGCAUUUCAAAUCCGUCCACCUUCACUUCAAGAACCUAUUCUAGAGGUAACGGCACAUAUUCAAAUUUAAAUAUAGAACCGGUUUCUCAACAACUGCUUAAUGCAGGAAGAUAUACACAUGUAUCUCCCAAUAGACUCGGACGAAGUCCUUGUAGAGACGUGGGUUUACUUGCUUCCAGUUCCUGUUUAGGCGCUCUAGGUGGCUUGGGUGGACCCAGUUUUGGAAAUCUCGGUGCUCUUAGCGGGAUUGGCGGGGUAAGAGAUAUGAGAGAUACAAGGCAUCAUGGUGGAAGAUAUGGGUUGCAGAACAACCGGCUCGGGAUUGGAUAUCGGGUGUAG